Cariama cristata (Red-legged seriema) is the source of this 1287-nucleotide messenger RNA. RefSeq names its product thrombospondin type-1 domain-containing protein 7B-like. The record is from RefSeq and is a predicted model, not a curated record. Lineage: Eukaryota; Metazoa; Chordata; Aves; Cariamiformes; Cariamidae. The transcript is spliced from 8 exons. Gene Ontology annotation, biological process: cell adhesion. Bases 1 to 1287 code for a protein of 428 amino acids. Gene Ontology annotation, cellular component: extracellular matrix.
AUGAGCCUGUCUUCAUUUAGGGAUGCAACUGCCGGUGAAGAAGUACCACAUCACCUCUGCUCCGAGCUUCCCCGUCCUGAAGUUGUGGCUUGUGAAAUCCCUUGUGCAAUGGACUGUGUCAUCAGCGAGUGGUCCCCGUGGUCCCCAUGUUCCCACUCAUGCUCCAGUAAAAAUGCUGAGGGCAAUCAAAGCAGGAGUAGGUCCAUCUUGGCCCUUCCAGCCGAGGGUGGAAAAGCCUGUCCCCCUGACCGAGCCCUGCAGGAGCACCGUGCCUGUAAUGAUCACCCGUGUGUGCAUUUCUUCUGGGAAACUUCUCCCUGGAGCUCUUGCUCUGAAGAUGUGCUGGUAACUGCGCUCAAUGCAACCAUUAACUGGAGCAGAGAAGCGACUUGUGGAGUAGGCAUACAGACAAGGAAAGUCUUCUGCAUGAAGAGCAGUUCUGGCCAGGUCACACCUAAAAGAUGUCCAGAGUCCAUCAGGCCUGAGACCGUGCGGCCGUGUCUCCUCCUCUGCAAGAAAGACUGCAUUGUUACGCCUUUCAGUGAGUGGACUCGCUGCCCAACAGCCUGUCAGCCUGGCAAUGCCACUGCAGUUAAGCAGUCCCGGUACAGGAUUAUUGUUCAGGAUGCUGCCAAUGGGGGACAGGCAUGCCCGGACACCUUGUAUGAGGAAAGAGAAUGUGAAGAUAUUCCCAUCUGUCCAGUGUAUAGGUGGAAGACCCACCGCUGGAGUCACUGCGUGCUGGUGCCGGACUCGGUGAGACAGGGUGUACCGGGACAUAAUGAGGCGUGUGGACACGGGUUGCAGUCAAGGGCUGUUACAUGCUUGUCGGAAUACGACGACUCUGCCGAUGUCGGUGACUGCAUGCGGUGGGCAGGAGCUAUGCCAUCUCUUGUACAGGAGUGUCUCGUUCCCUGCAAAGAUGACUGCACAUUUACCCCCUGGUCUAAAUUUACAGCAUGCUUGUUUGACUGUGAAUCAACUAGGAGUAGGAGACGGUCACUCACAGGGCGAAGCAGAAAACGAGACAAAUGCCAGAAUACAGAAGUUUAUCCUCAAGUUGAAACAGAGCUGUGCCCCUGUGAGGUAUUUACCUCCCAACCCCACGGAAAUUGGUCUGACUGCAUUAUCGGAGGAGGUACAUCCGAGCCACAGUUGGGAAUGCGAUCCCAUGGAGACGCCAAGGAGUGUGGUGAGGGUGUACGACUGCGAGCUAUUGCCUGUUACGAUAAGACCGGCAGACUCGUGGAACCAUCUCGCUGUAGCAGUUCGGGUAAGGAGAUUUAA